Messenger RNA from Daphnia carinata, 4635 nucleotides. RefSeq names its product cartilage oligomeric matrix protein-like (gene Tsp). Gene Ontology annotation, molecular function: calcium ion binding. Gene Ontology annotation, biological process: cell adhesion. The transcript is spliced from 21 exons. Lineage: Eukaryota; Metazoa; Arthropoda; Branchiopoda; Diplostraca; Daphniidae. The record is from RefSeq and is a predicted model, not a curated record. The coding region runs from base 230 to 3673 and encodes 1147 amino acids. Gene Ontology annotation, cellular component: extracellular region.
GGUGUGGUACGGAGCCGAGGUGAAGCCAGUCAUCGGAGCUCCGCUAUGAUGAAACUGUCAUCACACCAUCAUUGAACAUUUUUAAGAUUCAAAAUCUCUUUGAUUUGAGAAAAACAAUCGAGCAAAAGGACAAGUCGUGUUUUUUUUUAUUGUUUAUCUGAAAGUUGUUAUAGUUUGCAUCAGCUUGGAAGCCGAAGCGGAAUUCGUACGGCCUCUUCGCCAAUUAUAAAUGGCGAUGUUGGUCAUUAGUAGGAUGCUGGCCUUGCCCGGCAUCUUGGUCUUGUUGUGCACUCUGGUGAACGCAUCCACUUCGGCUUCCCACCUUCAUCAUGAUCAAGGUUUAUCGGAGAAACUAUCCGAGGUGGCUAGCCGCGACGUUGUCUACCUUUCGCUGAAGCAGGUCACGCCACGUCGUCGGGCUCGUCCAGCCAAAGAAACCCUGCUUGCCAUCGAACCGGCUCUGUCGGACCAAAAUCAACGCUUUUCGCUUCACGUCGAUCGUCGUACUAAACGAGUUAUCGUCGAGACGACAGAUGCUAAAGGGACUCUCCAUUCGUCCUAUUUGUUGGUCGACGGACUGGAACAUCGCUCCGUUAUUGAGAACCUGGUGGUAGCGAUUCACCAAUCUCCAGUUGGUCAGAAACGUCAUCGGCAGCCAAUCGACGAACAGCCCAACGAGGAUGGUGUCACGGAAUCCGUUGACAAGGACGAAGGACAAGACGAUGAAGACGACGAUGAUGAUGAGAUCAAAGCUUACAUCUACGUCGAUUGUCAAUCGUUGGGCAUCAUAUCCUUGGCCGGAUCUCUGAGGCACAUGAUCCAACAAUCGCCAUCUGCAUCUCUCGUUGCGUCUCGGGAUCGGAGAUUCCCCGUCACGGUUGACUCUGACGUUCCAACCGACAAGGUCUUGAAGCGUUACGACUGCCCAGCAGAAGACAUGCAAGCCGUCCAGGCCAACGAGAUUUAUUCUUACUCCAGACGAGAGACGUAUGGUCCUGUCCGAAACUGCGCCAACGCGGUAACCGGCCAAAAGUGUCCAACCUUCAUCCAGCCGGCCAUCGUUACCUCCUCUUCCUCCUCUUCCUCCUCCUCUAGCGCGGUGAGAGGUAAGACACCAGCAGCGGAAUUAAAGCUCCAAUCGGUUGAUCGUGAUAUUCCCAUUGUUUCUCCGGAUUUGGACGACAGAGACGGAGCUCUCAUCAAGGUAAUCAACGAGCUCAUUGCUGCCAUCAAAGAGCUCAAAGUAGAAGUCCAGGCAAACAGGCAAGAAACGCGCCAUUUGAGGGAUGCCCUAGAGAACUGCGAGAUGUGCAAACCAGGCAAACCGAUGAAGGAAACUUGUGCCUCUUCUCCGCCACCUUGCUUCCCGGGCGUCAAUUGCAUGGAGACAGCCGACGGUGUCCGAUGCGGACCUUGUCCGCGCGGUUUCAUCGGAAAUGGACGGACUUGCAGGCCAGGAAUCUCUUGCGCCGAUCGUCCUUGCUUCCCCGGUGUUCGCUGUACCGAUACUGAGAACGGCGCUCAGUGCGGACCUUGUCCUUCAGGAUUCGUCGGAGACGGCCAACGCUGUCGACCUGACAACGCUUGCAAAAGCAAUCCCUGCUACGCUGGUGUUCCCUGCCAAAAUUUGGAAGACCCUCCCUACUACCGGUGCGGAGCUUGUCCAGCUGGUACCACCGGAAACGGAACUUUCUGUAGCGACAUUGACGAGUGCGACCUAGCCAAUCCUUGCGACACGCGAGUGCGCUGCCAUAACAUGAUGACGGGCUUCCGUUGCGACCCUUGCCCACCUGGCUUCACCGGGCCGUCCGUCCAGGGCGUCGGCCUCGAAUACGCCCGCCUUAACCGUCAGCGUUGCAUUGACAUUAACGAAUGCGCUGACGGCCGCAACGGUGGAUGCGUGCCCAACUCGCGAUGCAUCAACACUGAGGGAUCCUUUCAAUGUGGUGAAUGUCUCGAAGGCUUCUUUGGCAACCAGGCAGUGGGUUGCGAGGAUACGCCCGGAAUGUGCCCGGAUGGGACCCGGUGCGAUGCCAACGCGGAUUGCGAACGACCAACGGGAACGGGUCCAUACCGUUGCAAGUGCAAAAUCGGCUAUGCUGGAAAUGGCAAAGUUUGCGGACCGGAUCGAGAUCUCGAUGGCUGGCCCGACUAUGAUUUAUCGUGCACCGAUGACAAGUGUCGUAAGGACAAUUGCGUCGACACUCCCAAUUCCGGACAAGAAGACGCUGAUCGUGAUGGCAUCGGAGAUGCUUGUGAUGACGACGCCGAUAACGAUGGCAUUCCCAACACUCCUCGUGCCUUGGGCGGUCCGGACAACUGUCCAUUGGUAGCCAAUCCUAGUCAAUCAGAUUCCGACCCGGAAGGCUCCGAUAAGAAGGGCGAUGCUUGUGACAACUGUCCCACCGUGGCCAAUCUUGACCAGGAGGACACGGACGGCGAUGGAAAGGGUGACGCUUGCGACGAUGAUCUCGAUAACGACCGAAUUAUGAAUUCUCGUGACAAUUGCCCGAAGACGCCCAAUCCCGAUCAGAAAGAUUCGGAUGGCGAUGGCCUGGGCGAUGCUUGCGACAACUGUCCCAAUACACCCAAUCCGAACCAGUUUGACAGCGAUAGCGACUUGGUCGGCGACGUCUGCGAUACAAAUAUCGACCGUGACAAAGAUGGUAUUCAGGACUCGUUGGACAACUGCCCGACGAUUCCCAACAGCGACCAACGAGAUGCCGAUGACGACGGUUUGGGCGACGACUGCGAUCCGGAUGCUGAUAACGAUGGCGUUCGUAACGAAAAGGACAACUGUCCGAUUGUUUACAAUCCCGAUCAGUUGGACACGGAUCGCAAUGGAGUCGGAGAUGCAUGCCACGACGAUCAGGACGCCGAUAAAGUGCCCGAUUUCUUGGACAACUGCCCGAACAACUCAAAGAUCUACGCCACCGAUUUUCGCACUUAUCAGACGGUCGUGCUCGAUCCCGAGGGCGAUUCUCAAAUCGAUCCCAAUUGGGUUAUUUACAACAAGGGUGCUGAAAUCGUUCAGACGAUGAACAGCGAUCCUGGUUUGGCUGUUGGCUUCCACCGUUUUGGUGGCGUCGAUUUCGAAGGAACGUUCUUCGUCGACACGGAGAUUGACGACGACUAUGUUGGCUUCAUUUUCAGUUACCAAGACAACGCCCACUUCUACACGAUCAUGUGGAAAAAGAACACUCAAACUUAUUGGCAAGCAACUCCAUUCCGGGCUGUCGCUGAACCGGGCAUCCAGCUCAAAUUGGUCAAGUCUAAUACAGGACCUGGUCAGAUGAUGAGAAACUCCCUUUGGCACACGGGUGAUACCGAGAAUCAGGUCAAAUUGCUGUGGAAAGACCCGCGUAACGUUGGAUGGAAGGAGAAGGUGGCCUACCGUUGGUUAUUGCUCCAUCGACCCAAGAUUGAUUUGAUCCGUCUGCGUAUCUUUGAGGGCGAGAACAUGGUAGCCGAUUCCGGUAACGUCUUCGACUCGACCCUCAAGGGUGGUCGAUUGGGUGUCUUCUGCUUCUCUCAGGAGAUGAUUAUCUGGUCCGAUUUGGUUUACCGAUGUAACGACGCAGUGCCAGAGGCUAUCUAUAAGGAAUUACCGCCCCGACUGCAAAAGGAGGUACAGGUGGACCGCACCCGUGCCCCAAGUCUUUCUGCCAACUGAUCAACGCAAAUUCAGUGGAACGAAAUAAGACUGGAAAGUGCAGCGCAUAGAAAAAAUAUCAAGAAAAUCAAAUCAGACGGGAGGAAACAAUAAUCAAAGAAAAAAACACAAAACAAACAAUAAAAAAAAACGUACCUUCUCUUAAGAAAUUCCUCCAAGAGAACCACGAAAAUAGAGCCAACUUAAGAGAGAACCAUUAGAGAAGAGUUGACGUUCUUCGAGACAUUACGGUUGUUGUUUCAUUUUUUCUUUUAUGGUAAACAUUUUUUAUUUUAUUUUUUUUUUUAUUUUCGUUGUUGGAUUUUUCUUUUUCUUCUGUUUGUAAAUGGGAAGACGCCCCCCAACCGGCCAUUUUUCAUUUUUUGGUUGAAUUCUUUUAACACGUACACAAAAGGAAAGGGAAAAGAAACAGUGACAACUAAAAAAAAAAAAUUCACGUACAAAUCGUACACGCGCACUUGGUUGUUUCUUUGGUUUUUUUUAUCACACGUUUUUUUUUAAUUUUUCUAAUCGUCUUUACUGAAUUUCGGAAAUGAGAAUGUUUUGAAAAUUUGUAGUUUCAACGACGAUGAGGUGGAGGUCAAACCAGCUUUACGUAAUGACGUGUAUAACCAACAAUUUUUGUCUAAUCAAAGCAGCGUAUUAAUGUCAAUGUACAUCAUAAUCACUAGAACAACAAAAACAAAAUCAACCCCUUUCGAAAAAAUCAACCAAAACAUAAAAAAAAAAAAAAAAAAAAAGAGGGGCAACUGCCUCUUUCACAACGCUUGCUCAUUAUGAAUAUAUAUGCCUGUCUAUCCCGAAAACCACCAGCCCCUUCUCCCUCUGUAUCAUCAUUCACGUACACGCUACAGUCUUGUUACAGAGGUUUAAAAAUACGCUGCUGUAUCGUCACACUGCCAAAUAAGGUGUAACUGCAAAAUGGCUUUUUUUCCGAAAUAUACAUCAGUGCCUAAUCCAUC